Messenger RNA from Hemicordylus capensis (graceful crag lizard), 1958 nucleotides. RefSeq lists its product as uncharacterized. NCBI's taxonomy places the organism in Eukaryota, Metazoa, Chordata, Lepidosauria, Squamata, Cordylidae. The record is from RefSeq and is a predicted model, not a curated record. The transcript has 2 exons. The coding region runs from base 655 to 1569 and encodes 304 amino acids.
CUCAUUCCGCUCUCAGACGGCACAGGAACAGGACGCUUUUUCGUGGCUCCUGCUCCUCUCUGGGGACGGUCGGCGUGAGACGGGGACGGGGUUUCCACCCGAGUGGUGGCGGCGGCAGUUGAGGGGGCGGCUUUUUAAGGCCCCCCCGGAGGUUUGGAGCGGCCUUGGGCCGCGUUUGGCCGGAGUGCCCGCGGCGUUUUUGGGCCCAGCCGAGGCCGGCCUGCGGCCUGAAGCCCGAGCAGGCGGGCCGCCCCUAACGGCGGCCCUGCAAGCACAUAGGGGGUUGGGUUUGUCUGUCCCCAUUUCCUCGUGUUUGGUUGUUGGGGAUAGGAGUUGCUGUGGUUUCUGGGACUCUUUGGGGGUUGCAGCGGCUGGCCUGGGUGUUCCCCCCCCCCCGGCUGUAUUUGGGUUUGGAUUGUUGGGUGGUUGCCGGUUUUCUUUUCAAGUACUGUGGGCUGCAGGGUGGGAGUGGUUUGGCUGCACCUCUCGUGUGCUGCCUCAGUUGGAUCACUAGAGCAGCAGUUCCAGCUUCUGGGCACUGCUAGAUAUCAUGGGUCCUAAGAAGGCAAAGGCAAAGACUGGAGGGAAGCGGGUUCGCCCCCCCCCCCUCGCCCUGCGCCAAUAUCUGAUUCAUCCUCGGAUGAGGAUGGGGAUAUGGGUACAGUUAGGGCGCUCAUUGCGCGCCUCGAGGCGCUGGAGAGACAGAAGCUGGCGCCUGCGUCGGAGGAGAAGGGUGGUCCGUCAGGCUCACACGUGGCUUCUAAGAGAGUUACCAGAGGCCUUAAACGUGCCAAACUUAUGCAAUCCCUAGCAUCCAGAAUUGAAGCCUUGGAGGCGGGGAAUCCACAGCUGGUCCCGGAAGCGGUUGACUUGACAUCAGACAACAGUGGUUCGCCGAUUGUUUCCGGAUCUGGCGGUGGGGAUGCCCGCCCUGCGGACGCGCAAGGGCUAGGCCCGGCGCGUAGGGCAGAGAGGGCUCGGGUCCUCAUCCUGGGCCAUUCCAUUGUUUUCUGGGCUCACAAGGCUGCACGUGGGGUCCAGCCUGGAACGCAGCUGGGUCUGGGCCAGUGGGCAUCGAUCUCCUGGAUCAGUCGUCGCGGGAUGGUCAUCGCCCAAUUUUUGCCUCUGUUUCAGGAAUUUAUGGCGGCAUACCAGCCGCCGGAUAUCCUUGUUCUGCAUCUUGGUGAAAAUGAUUUGGCAUCCCAGACUGGGUUGGCUAUCUUCCACAGCUUGAGGAAGGAUAUUUUACAGGUCCUUAGGUGGUGCCCGGGGAUUGCCAUCCUUUGGUCAGCCAUGCUGCAGCGCAGGGUUUGGAGGGGAGCCCGGGACCCUUAUGGGGUGGACAGGGCCCGCAGGAAGGUUAACGCACAGAUGGCACGUUUUCUGGGGUCCAUUGGUGGAGGGUUUAUAGAACACCCGGGCAUAAUUUUUUCGUUACCCUGCCUCUUUAGAGGGGAUGGUGUCCACCUUUCGCCUAGCGGGACCCGUUUGUUUUUGAAGGAUUUGGAGCAGGGAUUGGCUGCGUGGCUACGCACUCAGUGGGGUUGGCAUGGUGUUAAGCUAGGCUAACCCAUGCUUUGGCAGGUGCAGUGCGGUUGGAAAUGAUGUUAUUAGGCUGGUGAGCACCUUCGGGUAAGUGUUUGGCUAUGGGUCAUAAAGGGGCAACUCCCUAGAGACUGCAUGGCUCAGGGAUGUCUGCCCUUGGUUGACCUACCCUGACUGGUUAAGCCCCAUGGAAUGGCUGAACGGCUACCUGGGGGCGAUGCUAGUUCAGGGACCUGGCACUAGGCUGGCUAGGAUAGGCAGCCCCAGUUUCAGAGCUUUCGGGUUGCCUGGAGCCAAGGUGCAUCGCCCUAUGCCAUAGGUUAUGCAUGCCAUGGUUGUGCAUGCCUGUAGUACCGCACUGUAAGAAGGGAUCAGCCAUCCCUGCUCUUUCAUUGUUGUUAAAGUUAAAUAAA